CUGCAGCUGCAGAGCCGGUUUGGUAGCUGUCAUCAUCUGUAGGUGUUGUUUAGCUCGGUUAGCUAACCAGUCAGUGUCUCACCUAAAUUCAGGAUAAUGUCUGAUACUGAUUGACAAAAUGAGAACGUUCAAAAAUGGACCAUCGACAAAUAAUCACCCGCUAACUGAGUGAACUGUUGGGCAGCUUCUUCUCACAUGUAGCUCACAUUAGCAUCCUGGCUAACCUAACAUGCUAAGCUAGCUGGUUUCGUUCGAGACAUUUAUCAAGAACGACACCAGACAUUGCGCAUUACUUUAAACUCGAGUAUAAAGCGGCUCUGUUGUUCCUGACUUUGCUUUAGAGGAUGGGUGAAUGUGAUCGUGCGUUUAGUGAGAAGAAGAGAGGCAGUGGGAAAUGUAGCUAAACGUGUGGCUGCGUCUCGUUCGGAAGCGAACAGUUCAGUUUAAUUCAGAGUUUGUAAGUUGGUGACUUUGGGAAAGAUGGUCACUUUAGGCAGUAGAGUUUGGUGCCGUGUGGAGAAGACGUGUCGGCACUUGCCCAUCGUGCUGAACACGGUGCUGGUCUUCUCGAUCACGGCCGAGGUCAGCUAUCUGGUUGUGGUCGAGGCCCCGCUUGAGCCAGAGCUGAAGAAGUCCGACUGGUCGUCCACCUGGAAGAGCAUCCAUCUCUUCGCUCAGUACUUCAUGCUGGUCAACAUAACGUGGAACGCCUUGCUGUUUCUCAAGACUAACCCGAGUAUUCGAGGAGUGUUUUUGGGCGGGGAUAUGGUGGGCCAGGGAUGGAGGUACUGUUACACUUGUGAGACGCACACACCUCCACGGUGCUCACACUGCUACGACUGCAAUGUGUGUGUGCUGCGGCGAGACCACCACUGUGUGUUCUUUGGCCAGUGUGUGGGUUUCCGUAAUUACCGUUACUUUCUGAGCUGCCUGUUCUUCAUGUGGGCUGGUCUGCUGUAUGCCGUGGUGAUGAAUGCUGAGGUCUUCAUUGUCAUCUUGAAGGAAGGUGUCACCUUUCACAGUUUUAUGCUUCUCUUGGUUCCCUGGAUUAUGCUUGUCACUGGUCAAGUGACGGCGCAGGCCUUUGCCUUCGCUUUCAUUGCAGACACCUGUGUGAUAGGCUUCCUGCUGGUCUCUGCCUUCCUCUUUUUCCACGUGGGGCUGAUGGUGAGAGGGCAGACCACGAGGGAGUGGUACUCCUCCCGCCGGCCCUACAGCCUCGGCAUACUGGCCAACAUUCGGGAAUGUCUGGGUGAAUGCUGGUUCCUCUGCUGGAUCUGCCCGCUCAUCCCCUCUGUGCUGCCUGGAGACGGCAUCCAUUUUAAGGUCACAGGCUCCUUGGAGCCAGUGCGGUGAUAACUGCAUGCAGCUGAAUGUUUUUCCUGUGGUAAUAUGAAGCCAGAGCUACUGUAAUGUUCCAGAUGAGAGUGAGAUUAUCUGAUUUGAAGCACUGAUUUAGCUGAAGGAGCACUGUUGCAAUGGAGGCUUGGAACAUUUACCAGCGUUCUUGAAAUAAUUACCAGCUGGCUUUGCCUGUUGGGUACCAAGAGGAAAUUGCCUUUUUAGUUGACAGGUUAAUUUGUAUCAUUGUUUUAGACAAAAAGGGACAGAGUUGUUGAUCAUGAGUGAUUUUUGGUUGGCCUUGAUAUAUAAUGUACUGUAUGUAAUGUGGUGCGGUUAUUCCAUUGAAGGCAUUUAUGUCGUUCCAGUGCACUAUAAUCAUGUCUUUGUUAAACCAAAUGGGUGUUAUUCUGAUUAAGGAGGUUUUAGUUGGGAUGUGUAAUUUUUUUAUUUCCUGUAUUUGUAUUUUUAUAUUUUAAUCACUCAGUUAUGUGCCAAAUAACACUGAAACCCAUAAGCCAAGGUAUAACUAAUACUUCUGAUUUAAUAAAAUGUUUGACUUUAAACCCAAA
Messenger RNA from Pygocentrus nattereri (red-bellied piranha), 1913 nucleotides. RefSeq names its product zinc finger DHHC-type containing 24 (gene zdhhc24). Gene Ontology annotation, cellular component: endoplasmic reticulum; Golgi apparatus. Gene Ontology annotation, molecular function: protein-cysteine S-palmitoyltransferase activity. Bases 481 to 1356 code for a protein of 291 amino acids. Gene Ontology annotation, biological process: peptidyl-L-cysteine S-palmitoylation; protein targeting to membrane. The record is from RefSeq and is a predicted model, not a curated record. NCBI's taxonomy places the organism in Eukaryota, Metazoa, Chordata, Actinopteri, Characiformes, Serrasalmidae. The transcript has 3 exons.